Molecule: messenger RNA, 494 nt
Organism: Brassica rapa (field mustard)
Lineage: Eukaryota; Viridiplantae; Streptophyta; Magnoliopsida; Brassicales; Brassicaceae
Product: protein RADIALIS-like 3
Molecular function (GO): DNA-binding transcription factor activity
Source: RefSeq, a predicted model, not a curated record
CUUCUUUUACUCCCUCCAAAGAAACCAGAUUUCCAUUUUCAAAACACUCUUUUCGAUCUUUUACUAAAUGGCUUCCAACUCCAUGAGUUCUAACACUUCUUGGACGCGUAAGGAGAACAAACUAUUUGAAAGGGCUUUGGCUAUAUAUGAGCAGGACACUCCUGACCGAUGGCAUAACGUUGCUAGAGCAGUUGGUGGGAAAUCGGCUGAAGAAGUAAGGAGACACUACGAGCUCCUCGUAAGGGAUGUCAAUGACAUUGAGUCAGGGCGUUAUCCGCAUCCUACUUACCGUUCAAAUGGAAACUGAAAGCAUUUAAGCUACUCAAAAAGGUUCCUCUGAAACCAACAUGAUUCGAAAACCAGAAACAAACAGAGAGGAUCUAAACAAAGAUAUAUCAAAUGUAUUUACGUCUAUUGUGUUAUAUGUAUACGACUAUGUAAGAAUUUUAUGCUUUCAUGCUAAUAUUAAUGAAUCAACGUGAGUUUCACAUGAA